AUGACUAGUGUUGGUCGAGCGCUGAAGUCAAGAAAGUUGAUGCCGCAUUUUAUUAGUCCAUUUCAGAUUACAAAAAGAGUAGGAGAGGUGACCUAUCGUAAUGCUUUAUCACCGAUGCUUGCGAAUUUAAACGAUGUGUUCCAUGUGUCUCAGUUGCGUAAAUACAUUGUGGAUCAUUCUCAUGUGAUCCAAGUUGAUGAUGUACAGGUGAAGGACACCUUGACUGUUGAGACAUUGCCUGUGAGAAUUGAAGAUCGAAAGUUGAAGCAGUUGCAGGGUAAAGAGAUAGCAUUGGUCAGAGUAGCAUGGGGAGGACCAACAGGAAUGAUGUAUGAUUGA
Molecule: messenger RNA, 339 nt
Organism: Vicia villosa (hairy vetch)
Lineage: Eukaryota; Viridiplantae; Streptophyta; Magnoliopsida; Fabales; Fabaceae
Exons: 2
Coding region: 1-339 (112 amino acids)
Source: RefSeq, a predicted model, not a curated record